AGCGCGGCGGGAGCGCCGCCGUGUCCCCGGAGGGACGGCGGGGCCGGGGCGGUGACACCGGCGGUGACAGCGGCCAGGGCCGGGCCGGGCACAGCCAGCGCCGCGCUCCCCGCGCCGCCCGGGCCGGGCCGCCGCUCCCCCGGGCCGGGCGGGGUCACCUUCAUGGGCGGGCGGGAGCUGCCCGGGGCCUGCUGAGGCGGCGGCGGCGGGGGCGGAGCGCCGGGACCGGGAGCGGGAGCGGGGGGCGAUGUUCGUGCAGGAGGAGAAGAUCUUCACGGGGAAGGUGCUGAGGCUCCAUGUGUGCACCAUGGAGGGUGCCGAGUGGCUGGAGGAGGUGCCCGAGGACACCACGGUGGAGAAGCUCAAGGAGCGGUGCCUGAAGCACUGUGUUCCUGGCAGCUUGGAGGAUCCCAAAACUGUGACACAUCAUAAGCUGAUCCAUGCUACUUCUGAGAAGGUGCUGACAGACACAAAAACAGUGUUGGAGGAGAACAUUCAGGACAGAGAUGUGCUGCUGCUGGUCAAGAAGCGCGCGCCGACGCUGCUGCCCAAGAUGGCAGAUGUGGUUGCAGAGGAGAAGAGGAAGCAGGAGCAGAAGGCUCCUGACAAGGAUGCCAUCCUCAAAGCCACUGCCAACCUGCCCGCCCGCAGCGUGGACCGCACCGUGACCCACCACAACAUGAGGGAUUUUCCUUUCUUGCAGUUCCAGACAGAGCUCCGGAAGAUUUUAGUGUCUCUCAUAGAAGUUGCACAGAAAUUGCUGGCACUGAACCCUGAUGCAGUUGAACUGUUUAAGAAGGCAAAUGCCAUGCUGGAUGAGGAUGAGGAGGACAGGGUGGACGAGAUCGCGCUGCGCCAGCUCACCGAGAUGGGCUUCCCAGAGAGCAGAGCUGUCAAAGCCCUGCGCCUGAACCACAUGUCGGUGACCCAGGCCAUGGAGUGGCUGAUAGAACAUGCUGAUGACCCUGCUGUGGAUGCUCCUCUGCCAGGCCAGGCUCCUGCAGAAGCCCCAGCUGAAGCUGCUGCCUCCUCUGCUGAGGCAGCUGCAGGUCCCAGCCCGGAGGAGGGCGGGGAAGAGGCCAAGGAUGAGCUGACGGAAAUCUUCAAGAAGAUCCGGAGGAAAAGAGAGUUUCGUCCUGACCCACGGGCUGUCAUUGCCCUGAUGGAGAUGGGAUUUGAUGAAAAGGAAGUGGUGGAUGCACUCAGAGUGAACAACAACCAGCAAAACGCAGCUUGUGAGUGGCUGCUGGGAGACAGAAAACCUUCUCCAGAGGACUUAGAUAAGGGCAUUGACACCAACAGCCCUCUCUUCCAAGCCAUCUUAGAAAACCCAGUGGUACAAUUAGGGCUCACCAACCCUAAAACUCUACUAGCCUUCGAGGAUAUGCUUGAAAACCCCUUGAACAGCACUCAGUGGAUGAAUGAUCCCGAGACGGGGCCGGUGAUGUUACAGAUCUCGCGAAUCUUCCAGACGCUGAACCGCACGUAGAGGGAGCUGCCAGUGCACUGUGCCACCUCCCCCUGCCCCUCACUGCCCCUCCACGUCCCCAGGAGGGUGCCUGGAUGGCUGGGAAGGGGUGGAUGGAAGGGAGGGAGGGAGGGAAGGGGGGAGAUCCUGGCUGGAGGGGUUCUCUCACAUGAGAGCUUUCGUAGUUACGGCCAACAGGAGUGAGUUGCCUUGUGGGUUUUAGUGUUAGUGGAAGAGGCUUGAGGGGUUGUUUAUGUUUUCAGGUAUUAGGUUUAAAAUAAAGUAUAUAUGUAAAAAAAAAAAAAAAUAGGAAAAAGGUUUUGUGAAAACAUUUAAGAAUCUGAUUGUUGGAAAGAAAUAUUGCUCGUUCAAAAGGCCUGUGACAGUUUUCUGGCCAGUUCUGCUAGGAUCUGGCUGGUGUUUACAAAAGGUCACUGACCACUAGCAUAGGAUAUUAAUCAUCUCCAUACAGUGUUAAUUUAUGGCUUUUAUCAAACUGCAAAACUGCUUUUUUAAAAAAAAUGAAUUGAUUCUUCGGAAAUGUUUUUUAAAAGCCCAAAUCUUGGGAGAGCAAGCACAUUUCUAUCCAAGCUUGUUUAUCUGGCAUUUUAAUUUAAGCAGAAUCAUUCAGAGAUGGAAUUCUAAUAAAUAGCAUUACUUUUUCCUAUUUAUUUGCUGCGUUAGUGUUGUUGCAGUCCCACUGGGGUUGUACUUGCAGGAGGUUCUCUGUCAGGUACCAGAAAGGUGCAGGAUCUCUCUCACCACAGCAUUCACCACAUCAAGACUUGGAUUCCCAAGCUGCAGUUCCUGAGCUCACACUCUGCCAUAUCCCAUUGCAAGGAGGGAUUUGUUCACUUAGUGGUUUUUUUCCCCAUUUUUAUGUGCACGGUUUUGGCAAGGGGCUUGUGAGGGUUUUAUUCUGUUUACAAAAAAAGCAAAAGCAGCUGAAUUGCAUGGAGGGGUUGCUGGUGUUCUGUAAAGCAGCAGAACCACAUUGGUUUUUGUCUUGUUUAAGGUAUUUAAAGCAUGCUUGAAAUUGCUGUCUUUGAGUUAGAAGUGGGUUUUCUUUAUACUUAUUUUUACUAUGGUCAUAUCAAGAAUGUCAGGCUGGGUCUUUCCUAUUUUGCCAGAAGAUGAGAGAUUUCAGAGAGGAAUUCUGAGCUAUUAAGAACAGAACUCACUGUGAAUAUCCAGCUGGUGUUUAUGACUGGGCUCUGCAGGUGUUACUUUUUUAGCAGUCUGCUAAAAAAAGGGGUUUAUUUUCAACUCAGUGAAACAUGAUUGACAUCUGUCAUCAUCACAGCCCUGCAGGAAAGGCAGGAGAGGCAAAUCUUGCAGAGAAACCAGGUGGAGACGCUGUCCUUGAACAGCACAAAGGUGUCCUGUCAAACAGGGAGCUCCUUUGCAGCUCUGCAAGUCACCUCUGAGGUGUGGGAGGGAUUCAUGUGCAGUUGGAGUUUUUUUUAAACAAAAAUGCAGCAAGAUGCAACCCGAAACCCUACAACAAGUUUUGGCCUGAACUUGGCAUCUGCUCUGUGCUGUUAUGCAGCUGAGGCACUGAAGUUGCCAAUUUCUCAUAAUUAAUAUGAAGGGUGGGGAAAUCAAAACAGCCUGAGAUUUUAUCUUGUCUUACUAUCCCAGGAUUCUUCUAUUUUUUUUUUAUUUUGUAAUUUCAUAUUAAGCUUUACAGUUGAUGGCUGCUGAAAUAUUUACUUCUGCAUUUAGAAAUUUCAAGCUUUAUAGAGAUGCUUCUUCUGUUCAAAUUGGACAGUAAAACCAUUUUUGUGGGCUCCUGCUAAGAAUAGACUGACAACAUGAUAUGAAAUUAUAACCUGGGCUUUGCAGCGUUCCAAGGACGUUUGUGUUCUCCAUGCAGCUGGAAAAUGGACUUGCAGAGUUCCCAAAGCAGCCAUCAGGGCUUUCCUCCUCUGGGAAGGUGUGAGGUUCUCUCCUGCACGACUUCCAAGACCUCCAGCUCGUGGCUGCUUCUCGGCAGCCCCUGUCACAGACCUGACCCAAACUUUGUCCCCCUGUCACAGACCUGACACAAACUUUGUCCCCCUGUCACAGACCUGACCCAAACUUUGUCCCCCUGUCACAGACCUGACCCAAACUUUGUCCCCCUGUCACAGACCUGACCCAAACCUUGACACCCUCCCCUUCUUUCCUCCUCUCCUGCAACCAAACUUGCAUUUCAGAGGUUGAUUUUCAUAUCCAAGCAACUCUUUAGUGGUUAUUGAAAUCCCUUUUAGUUAGGACUGUUACAAUUUCAUUUUUUUAGACGUUCACACCAAAAUAAGCAUCGCACCAAACGAAUGUAUGGCAACGCUGUCAGCAAACAUUGCCUGUGGAAGAGGCACAGGUUACUGUGAUCUCUGCUCCAGAGGCAAUUUUCCCAAAGGCUUGUGCCCAGGGUAGCCAGUGUUUCAUCCAAAGUAACAGCCCUGGUUUUCUACUUGGAAUAAUAAAUACCAUUUUUAUGAACAAACAGCACAGCGGCGCUUCCAGCUGGUAUUUCCAUCCGAGGGAGAGUCCUGGAGCUUUGGGGCUGGAGAUCCUGCCUGGAUCCCCCUCUCUGGGACAGCUCCUCAGAGGGAUUUGUGCUGUGGCAGGGCAGGGGAGCAAUCCACCCCUCCCUGCACGGGCUGUGCAUCCACGUGAAUGUUCUCAUGGUGGUUCUCACCUCCAUCCCCACAUCCAGGUGUAGCAAAAGGGGGUUUUUUUAAGGACCUCUUGCCCUAGAUUUGAAGAUCUUCAAUGCAGAUCCUGUUUGCAGCACAUGAACUUUGGUAAAUGUAAAUGCAUUCAAUUCUUACUGAAUUUGGGUAUAGUUUUAUAUCGGGCUCUGGGGAGAGGGAGGAAAUUAGAUCACGUUUUAAAUGAAGCCCCACAAACCCAAGUGUCUCUGUUGCAGCAGGUAACAGAGGCCUGUAGAGAUUUUUAAUUUGCAUAUUUUUAUCAUGGCUUAAUGAACUGUACACGAGUGUGAUUUGCUACCCAGCACUUCCCACGAGGCAGCACCAGUAAAAUUACAUUGCAAGGUACUGACUUCCCAUUUUUUCAUUUCACCUGUGUAUACAACAAUUAGGUACCACAUAGGAUAACUCUGAUCUGGCUCUGAUGCCGGUGUGUGGCAUGCACAGCUCUUCCUAAGGUGUAACAUUACUUUUCUUAAAUCUAGCUUAAACUAGGGCAGACGUCCCUGAGCCUGUGGAAUUCAGGAUUCAUUCUGGCCACGCUCGCGUGGGUCGCUCACCUCUCCCUGAGCAGGAAAACCAGCAGGAUUUACUCCCUGCAGAAAUGUUCCAGGCCUAAAGCAAGGAAUGCUGCUAAUUUGUGAUCAUUUUAAGCAGUUGCUGUUCUGAAAUAUAUUCCUGGAAGUCAGGGGGAAGUGUUGGCAAAGCCAGACCUGUUCAGGCUGGAAUUGUUUUGUGUGGAGAUUUGGAACCCACGGCCGGGGCUGGAAUGAAUGCUGAGGCUUUAAACCUGCUCACACAUAACCCCAGACACUGAUGUUGUGUGUGCUGUACAUUUAUAAUAUAUCUUCAAAAUAAAGUUUUUUGAUUUAUUACAA
This is a messenger RNA of Prinia subflava (tawny-flanked prinia), 5042 nucleotides long. It is a transcript of the gene UBAC1, whose product is annotated as UBA domain containing 1. Bases 248 to 1489 code for a protein of 413 amino acids. Gene Ontology annotation, molecular function: protein binding. Gene Ontology annotation, cellular component: ubiquitin ligase complex. The transcript is spliced from 10 exons. NCBI's taxonomy places the organism in Eukaryota, Metazoa, Chordata, Aves, Passeriformes, Cisticolidae. The record is from RefSeq and is a predicted model, not a curated record.